Molecule: messenger RNA, 672 nt
Organism: Medioppia subpectinata
Lineage: Eukaryota; Metazoa; Arthropoda; Arachnida; Sarcoptiformes; Oppiidae
Source: the annotation of a GenBank genome assembly
GUCGAUGAAAGGGGUCCUCUACUGAAACCCCCUUUAGGAGAGUAUUUCAACUCUUCUGAAGCACCAAAUUGUGAAAUAAUCCGAUUAUUACUCAAAUAUGGCGCACGAAUUAUCAUCAAAGCACAAAUCGCAAACCCAAUCGGAAUUCUGAAAGUGAUGCACAGGAUACGAUUGAACAUAAGCCUGGAUGUGAUGAAUCUAGUGUUAGAAAUGGCCGAAUCGUUUAGCAUCGCGUCAAUCAAGAGGUGUUCACUUCUAUCCAACUCUCAAAGAGAGGUCAUACUAAAGACAGCUGUGAAUCCGAGUCCACUCAAACACAUGGUUCGGGUGGCGGUCAGACAUUUUCUCGGCGAUUACGGCCAGAAUGUGAUCGAGAAAAUCGAUUUGUUGCCAAUACCAGCGCUCAUCAAGAGAUAUCUUUUCUAUGAAAUAUAGUCAUAAUUUCUAGAUUCCUGUGACAAAAAACGCUUACAAAUAAAUUAUAUAAUUUUUCAUUUCUUUCUAUUAUUAUAAUAAUUAUUAUUACAGAUAAAUAUGAUUUUAUGAUAAGAAUAUGAGGUUUUGACAAACAAACAAAAAUUUGUUGGCAUUAUUUCUACCAUUUAUUUUAUACGCAAACUUUUUAGCUGAUUGUGUAAAAUGUGAAAUAAAUAUUUCAAAAAUAUAUAUAUA